This is a messenger RNA of Xiphophorus hellerii (green swordtail), 3808 nucleotides long. RefSeq names its product E3 ubiquitin/ISG15 ligase TRIM25-like. Lineage: Eukaryota; Metazoa; Chordata; Actinopteri; Cyprinodontiformes; Poeciliidae. The record is from RefSeq and is a predicted model, not a curated record. Gene Ontology annotation, molecular function: protein binding; zinc ion binding.
CUCUGCUGCUGCAUUUCUGGUUUUUCCCGUUUCAUCUGAAAGCGUUAGUAUCAAUAGGAUCCUUGAGCUGAGCACACAAACUGCUGCAGAUCAGUAACAACUUGGUGUUUGGCUUCUUGUGAGACAUAUCUACAGAGGGAAAAUAAACUACAGACAUUCAGUGUUGUUGAGAAGUGAAAUGGCUCAAAGAGGAAAUCAGAUGGAUUCAGGAAAAUUCUCCUGUUCCGUUUGUUUGGAUGUACUGAAGGAUCCGGUGACUAUUCCCUGUGGACACAGCUACUGCAUGGACUGCAUUAAAGACCACUGGGAUGGAGAAGAUCAGAUGAAAAUCCCCAGCUGCCCUCAAUGUAGGAAAGAGUUCAUACCGAAACCUAUCCUUGUGAAAAACAUCAUGUUAUCAGAGUUGGUGGAAGAUUUGAAGAAGACUGGAUUUCACGCUGCUCCAGCUGAUCACUGUUAUGCUGGAUCUGAUGAUGUGGCCUGUGAUGUCUGCACUGGGAGGAAGAUGAAAGCUGUCAAGUCCUGUCUGGUCUGUUUGGUUUCUUAUUGUGAGAAUCACCUCAAAUCUCACUAUGAUGUCCCUGGACUGAAGAAACACAUGUUGGUGAAUCCCUCCAAGAAUCUCCAACAGAACAUCUGCUCUCGUCAUGAUGAGGUGAUGAAGAUCUUCUGUCGUACUGAUCAGCAGUGUAUCUGUUAUCUCUGCUUAAUGAAUGAACAUAAAGACCAUGAAACAGUCCCAGCUGCAGCAGAAAGGGCUGAGAAGCAGAAGGAGCUCCAGGAGAGUCGACAACAAAUCCAUCAGAGAAUCCAGGACCAAGAGAAAGAUGUGAAGCUGCUUCAACAGGAGGUGGAGGCCAUCAAUGUCUCUGCUGAUAAAACAGUGGAGGACAGUGAGAAGAUCUUCACUGAGCUGAUCCGUCUCCUCCAGGAAAGAAGCUCUGAUGUGAAGCAGCAGAUCAGAUCCCAGCAGGAAACUGAAGUGAGUCGAGUCAAAGAUGUUCAGGAGAAGCUGGAGCAGGAGAUCACUGAGCUGAAGAGGAAAGACGCUGAGCUGGAGCAGCUCUCACACACAGAGGAUCACAACCAGUUUCUCCUCAACUACCCCUCACUGCCAGCACUCAGUGAGUCUACACACUCAUCCAGCAUCAACAUCCAUCCUCUGAGACACUUUGAGGACGUGACAGCAGCUGUGUCAGAGCUCAGAGAUAAACUACAGGAUGUACUGAGAGACCCAUCAAAAAACAUAUCACUGGAAAUGAAUGAUAUGAAUGUUUUAGUACCAGAACCAAAGAGCAGAGCUGGAUUCUUAAAAUAUUCCAGAGAAAUCACUCUGGAUCCAAACACAGUACACAGUAGGCUGUUGUUAUCUGAUGGGAACAGAAAAGUAACUAGAAUGGAACAACAACAGUCUUAUCCUGAUCAUCCAGAGAGAUUCACUUAUUAUGCUCAGGUUCUGAGUAGAGAGAGUCUGACUGGACGUUGUUACUGGGAGGUGGAGUGGACAGGAGAAGGGAAAACAACAGUUCAUGUAGCAGUUUCAUACAAGAACAUCAGCAAAGCAGGAAGAUCAAGUGAAUGUUCACUUGGACUUGAUGACAAAUCUUGGGCAUUAUCUUGCAACACAAACAGUUACACAUUUUAUCACGACAACAUUGAAACUCCAGUAUCAGGUCCAGUUUCCUCCAGAAUAGGAGUGUACCUGGAUCACAGAGCAGGUAUUCUGUCUUUCUACAGCAUUUCUGAAACCAUGACUCUCCUCCACAGAGUCCAGACAAGAUUCACUCAGCCUCUAUAUGCUGGAGCUUGGAUUUUAGAUGAUGGAUCCUCUGUUGACUUCAAUAAACCUAAAUAUUACUGUAUGUACUGUAUUAAAUACCACUGGGAUGGAGAAGACCAGAGUAAUAUCCACAGCUGCCCUCAGUGCAGACAGACCUUCAUACUGAGGCCUGUCCUGGUGAAAAACAUCAUGCUAUCAGAACAUCAGGUUAUCAGAAUCCCAGUGUUACUCGGAACUGAAAUGGAGCAGCCAGGAAAUCAGAUGGAUUCCAUAACAUUCUCCUGUUCCAUCUGUUUGGAUCAACUGAAGAAUCCGGUGACUAUUCCCUGUGGACACAGCUACUGUAUGAACUGCAUUAAAGACUUCUGGGAUGGAGACGAUCAGAGGGGAAUCUACAGCUGCCCUCAGUGCAGACAGAAAUCCAAACUGAGACCUGUCUUGGUGAAAAAUGUGCUGUUAGCAGAGUUGGUGGAGGAUCUGAAGAAAACUGGACUCCAAGCUGCUCCAGCUGAUCACUGCUAUGCUGGACCUGAAGAUGUGGCCUGUGACGUCUGCACUGGGAGGAAGAUGAAAGCUGUCAGAUCCUGUCUGGUGUGUUUAGUUUCUUACUGUCAGACUCAUAUUAAACAUCACUAUGAGGUGCCUGCACUGAAAAAACACCAACUUUUCAACCCCUCCAAGAAACUCCAUGAGAGCCUCAGUUCUCUUCAUGAUAACAUGAUGAAGAUUUUAAUGAAUGAAUUUGAAACAGUCUCGGCUGCAGCAGAAAGGGCCGAGAAGCAGAAGGAGCUCCAGGAGAGUCAACAACAAAUCCACCAGAGAAUCCAGGACCAAGAGAAAGAUGUGAAGCUGCUUCAACAGGAGGUGGAGGCCAUCAAUGUCUCUGCUGAUAAAGCAGUGGAGGACAGUGAGAAGAUCUUCACUGAGCUGAUCCGUCUCCUCCAGGAAAGAAGCUCUGAUGUGAAGCAGCAGAUCAGAUCCCAGCAGGAAACUGAAGUGAGUCGAGUCAAAGAUGUUCAGGAGAAGCUGGAGCAGGAGAUCACUGAGCUGAAGAGGAAAGACGCUGAGCUGGAGCAGCUCUCACACACAGAGGAUCACAACCAGUUUCUCCUCAACUACCCCUCACUGCCAGCACUCAGUGAGUCUACACACUCAUCCAGCAUCAACAUCCGUCCUCUGAGACACUUUGAGGACGUGGCAGCAGCUGUGUCAGAGCUCAGAGACAAACUACAGGAUGUCCUGAGAGACUCAUGGACAAACAUCUCUCAGAAAUUCAGUGAGGUUGAUGUUCUACUGUCAGAACCAGAACCAAAGACCAGAGAUGAAUUCUUGAAAUAUUCAACAGAAAUAACUCUGGAUCCAAACUCAGCACACACACAUCUGUUAUUAACUGAGGGGAACAAAAAAGUAACAAUAAUGAAACAACAACAAUCUUUCUCUCAUCAUCCCGACAGAUUUACAUUUUAUGAUCAAGUUUUGAGCAUCCAGAGUCUGACUGGACGUUGUUACUGGGAGGUGGAGUGGAGAGCUGAAGCAAUCCAUGUUGCUGUUUCCUACAAGGACAUCAGCAGAGACGGGACUUCAGAUGAAUGUGUGUUUGGAUUCAAUGACAAAUCUUGGGUGUUAAGUUGUUACACAAAGGGUUAUACAUCUUUACACAACAGAGUUAAAACUCCAGUACCAGGUCCAGUUUCCUCCAGAAUAGGAGUGUAUCUGGAUCACAGAGCAGGUAUUCUCUCUUUCUACAACGUCUCUGAAACCAUGACUCUCCUCCACAGAGUCCAGACCAGAUUCACUCAGCCUCUAUAUGCUGGGGUCCGACUUUUUGAUCUGGGAGACUGUGCAGAGUUCAAAAUAGCCGAGUAGAAGAGCAACUCAAAGAAUUGCAACAAAAUACUUACCUAUCAUACAGGUCAGAAUGAAAGAUACUGUACCUUUCAAUAGAUUAUGUACAUUUUCAUUUACUUUUAAACAGUAGAAAAGAGAAAAACUUCAACAAUAUUUCUGCUUUGAAAUAUUCACAUCUGC